Stegostoma tigrinum is the source of this 1818-nucleotide messenger RNA. RefSeq names its product pepsin A-like. The record is from RefSeq and is a predicted model, not a curated record. Gene Ontology annotation, biological process: proteolysis. The transcript has 9 exons. The coding region runs from base 80 to 1246 and encodes 388 amino acids. Lineage: Eukaryota; Metazoa; Chordata; Chondrichthyes; Orectolobiformes; Stegostomatidae. Gene Ontology annotation, molecular function: aspartic-type endopeptidase activity.
UUACAGUGAGUAUAAAUGUUGCUGCUCAGACACAAAACUUCAGAUUCUGACGAGUCUCUGAACCAAACCAUCUGCCAAGAUGAAGUGGUUACUCAUUGCUCUCGCUUGUGUUCAGCUCUCUGAAUGUAUGAUCAGAAUACCUUUGAUUAAGGGCAAAUCUGCCCGUGAUGUUCUCCAGGAGAAAGGAUUGCUGGAAGACUUCCUGAAGAAACAUCCGUAUGAUCUCUGCUCAAAAUAUCGAGUGCCCUAUUGCAGCCAAGUUCUAGAUACAGCGGAACCAAUGAUUAACUACCUGGACCUGUCAUACUAUGGAGCAAUUAGCAUUGGGAAUCCACCGCAGAGCUUCACCGUCAUCUUUGACACUGGUUCAUCCAAUCUCUGGGUCCCUUCAAUUUACUGCUCUGAACAGUCAUGCACAAAGCAUCACAGAUUCAACCCCAGUGCAUCUUCGACAUAUUAUUCAAAUAACCAGCGUGUAUCUAUCCAGUAUGGUACAGGUGCCAUGGUUGGAAUAUUGGGAUAUGACACUGUCAGGAUUUCAAACAUCAAUAUCCACAAUCAGGAAUUUGGUCUCAGUACUAGUGAGCCUGGUGGAUUCUUUUCCUAUGUCAAGUUUGAUGGAAUUCUGGGCAUGGGCUACCCAUCUCUUGCAGCAUCAGGAGCUACAACUGUAUUUCAGAACUUAAUGUCUCAGAAUCUGGUGGAUGAGCCUCUGUUUUCUGUCUAUCUGACCAGACAAGAUGGGGCAUCCGGAAGUGAAAUUGCUUUUGGGGGAAUUGACACAAACCACUACACUGGUCAAAUUCACUGGGUUCCUGUCACUCGUGAGGCCUACUGGCAAAUCCUCAUUGACCGGGUGACAAUCAAUGGUCAGGUUGUGGCCUGCAGUGGAGGUUGUCCUGCCAUUGUUGAUACUGGCACUUCUCUUCUUGUUGGUCCCAGCACUCCCAUCAACAACAUUCAGCAGUCUAUUGGAGCUACUCCAACUUACUAUGGCCAGUACAACAUAAACUGUAACAAUCUGAACAACAUGCCCGAUGUGGUCUUCACCAUCAAUGGAGUUGACUUCCCUCUUCCUGCGCAAGCCUACGCUUUGCAGCUAAAUUUCGGUAACCAACAAAGCUGCUCCAGUGGAUUUGGCGUUACUGGUGGAAGCCUCUGGAUUCUGGGAGAUGUUUUCAUUGGAGAAUAUUAUUCCAUUUUUGAUGUGGGGAACAACCGUGUGGGCUUGGCUAAGGCUGUUUAAUCCUUUUGCUUAUGUUCUCAUUAAAAACACACCCUGAUUCGCAUUCCUGGGUUAAUGUUCAGUAAUCGCAUGGUUCCCACCACUGCAGUGGUCAUCUGGCUGCACAGUAUAAUGGAGCAAGUAUUCAUCUCUUGAAUGACUAUGAACAACAAUAUGCCUUUGGCAAUUUCCUGUGGAAUAUGUUCAACAAUGCUCCAUGUUAAUUAAUAACAAAUCACUGUUAAUUUAACAAAUAAAUGCCUUGUCAGGGUGAGUUUUUAAAAGAAACUGAUGAAGGACACUGGAUCUGGAUUGGAAAUGAAAACAUUUUGAUUAUCUAACUAUACCCACACUUUGAUUCUGUUUUACUCAUUUCUUUCUCGAUUCUGACGCUCAGCUGUGAGAAAUUCUUGGAGUGAUAAUUCACCUCAGAAACGUGCACAUUUCUGUUGAAGGUGGAUGUCAACUGCAAUGAAAUCUGACUUGGUGUAAAUGUGAUCCUAACAUCCCACAGCUGCCUUUUUCUGUUCUCUGGAAUCUCCUCAUUAUAAUAGCUCCUAAAACUGCUCAAUAAAAUAAAAUCAUGAAACACA